Nicrophorus vespilloides is the source of this 2049-nucleotide messenger RNA. RefSeq lists its product as uncharacterized. Lineage: Eukaryota; Metazoa; Arthropoda; Insecta; Coleoptera; Silphidae. The coding region runs from base 260 to 1975 and encodes 571 amino acids. The record is from RefSeq and is a predicted model, not a curated record. The transcript has 5 exons.
UUGAUUGGUUGUAACAAUGGAAAUUGUGUCAAAGACAGUCUUAGUCAGUCUCAGUGCUAUCAAUUGAUAUAUAUCUAUUUAUGUUCAUAUUUAAGGCUUGUUGUGUUUGUGCCAGUUUGUGCUCAAUUGUGAUUGAUUCUUUAUAUUGUAAUUGUUGAAGUUAUUAACAAGCACAGCAAACAGCAACAAUUUGGAUCUAUAACAAUCAAUAUAUAAUUAAAGGAUUUCCUAGCUAUUGAAGUUACAUAUAUUAAAAAAAAUGGAUUCAAAUGGAAGUAAACAGGUUUCAAAGUAUUCUACAUGGAUACAAGAGUGCAAAAAUCCAAUAAACCAUUAUUCAUACAACAAAAUGUCACAGAGUGCACGUAAAUCAUCAUUGUUUAAACAAACUAUGAUGAGUUCAAAUUUAUCAUAUAAGGAAGCUGAGUUAAGCUUUCAAAAUCCAUUUCCAAUAUUACUAGCAUCUAGAGAGAUCUUAGACCAAGAUCCUUUCACAGUGCUCCCUGACCAGAAGUCAAAAUAUCAGUAUAGAUUAUCAAUUAAAUAUGAAGGUGAUAAAUACCCUGAUGGAUAUCUAUAUACCAAUAAUCUAGCAAUUAAAUUACCUUCAUACAUGUUUGAAAAAACUGUAGCAAUAGAUCCUGAUGAGUAUAUGUUGAAUUCAUAUGACCAUUAUUUUAGUGGUGGUUUUCUGAGCAGAUUUGAAGUGGGUGACACAUCUUAUUUAAUAAGGCCAAUUUUAGACAAUACAUUAUGGAUUACUAAUCUAGGUGGCCAAAAAGAAGAGUAUGAGAUUGUAAAAAAUGGUGAACAGAUUUAUAACACUAAAGUUUAUAACUUUGGGGAUAUUAAUUAUUUUUGUAUGAGACAAAAAAAAGAUGUGUCUGUAGAACAACUUUCAAUUAUUGAGGGAUCACUUAACACAAUUCCAGUAUGGAAAAGUACUUCAGAAAUACCUUAUAUAGAUAUAAAAAUGAGCUCUGAUUGCCAUGUUGGUACACUAUGUGUUAAUCAUGAGUUUAAAAUGUAUGAUGUACAGAAAAACGAGAUCAUUGUCAAACACAAAAUUGAAGAAGCGAGUGAAAAGAAGUAUGAUUUAUCACAAUUCGAUUUUUUGAGUACUUCUGAAGUAUUAUUGAUGGGUGCAAAUGUCGUGGAACUGUUUGAUAUGAGAAGCAAAAAUUCUAAAGUCAUAAAUAAUGAACAGGAGGAGGAGGCAGCGCAAGCUUGUAAUACAAAUUGUCUUGUGACGAUGUGCACAAGGGAUACAAAUUAUGCUUUUGUGGCUACCAAACAUGAUGUUAUAAAAAUUGAUCUUCGUGAAAUGAAGUUAAUUAAGAAAUGGACACACUUUUUGAGAAACCAUCCAAUACUAAUGAUAUAUGGAUAUAUUGGUGAGGAAGAUUAUGUGUGCGUGUCAGAUGGUACAAAGAACAUAUUUUUAUUUAUGGAUACUGUCGAUAAUUACGUACCGUUCCAAGUGCCUAGUAUAAUGCAUACAUAUGAACAAUAUUACAUGAAAGUUAGGCCGGUACAUGGAUACGUUAUAGAGGAUAGAUUAGAUUUGAGUAUUACAGGAAUGGAUUUUAGAAUUAAAGAUAAUGAUAUAACGAUUUAUACAAGCAAUUCUGCUGGUGAUGUAUAUUGUAAUCAAUCCAACAAAUGUGAGGAUUAUAAUAUAGAAAAUAGCAACGAGCGUUUUGGUAACUGGAUUGAUUCUAUCCCAGUGGAGAGAAGAGUGCAGUAUGUUAGCAAUCUCGUGGACAUUAGCGGCCAUAUAGAUUCAAUAAGAGCCCAUGAAGAAGCAACCAAGUCUUUAGAGGACUACGAUUGCGAGAGUGAUCUACAAGGAUUUAUGGAAUCAGUUAACCCGGCCGCAUACACCAUGUCAGAGGUCUGGGCCAAUUAUCAAAACAACGUGCUGAAAAACAAGAAACCAUCUCAAAUCGUUUAUAACGAUUUGGAUAUCCUUUAAUCAUUAAGCUAAUUAAUCUGAAUUAUAAGUAACUUUAAGAAUAAAAUUAAAUAAAUAAAAUACGUAUAAAUGUU